Panicum virgatum (switchgrass) is the source of this 1579-nucleotide messenger RNA. RefSeq names its product putative F-box protein At3g10240. Bases 1 to 1038 code for a protein of 345 amino acids. The record is from RefSeq and is a predicted model, not a curated record. Lineage: Eukaryota; Viridiplantae; Streptophyta; Magnoliopsida; Poales; Poaceae. The transcript has 2 exons. Gene Ontology annotation, molecular function: protein binding.
AUGGCCGAGCGGUGCGCGCCGAUGCUGCAUUUGUUGACGUCGACGGUGGCGAGGCUGGUGUGCUGCCGCAGCACGCGCAGGCGCCGGACGACCUCGUCCCUCGGGAGAGGCUUCGCCCGGCCGCUCGAGCCGUUCUCCGCCGGCGAGCUCUGUGCUGUGCUGGAUUUGACGAGGAAGCGGAAGGCGAGCACAUCCGAAGCACAACCCGUUCCCGAGCUUCCCGACGAGAUCGUCGUGGAGAUCCUGGUGCGGCUACCCGUCAAGUCCCUCGUGCGCUGCACCUCCGUCUGCAAGGCCUGGCAAGCCGUCGUCUCCGACCCCGUCUUCAUCCGCGCGCACCUCCGGAGCUCCGCCUCCAGGUGCGAGCAGGACCCGGCUUUCCUCAUCACCCCUAUCACCUUCGACCGCCUCGACCCAGGGGAGACCACCCCAAGAACCUUCUCCAGCCGAAUCAGCUUCUACCAGUGGCAGCAAUGCGCCACCAAUGGCGGCAAGGCGGCGAGGUUCAAGCACGCCAAGGACUUCGCCGGUGAGUUCAACCGAUUCUGCUAUUUCGCCCACUGCGACGGCCUGGUGCUCGCCCUCACCGACACCAAGCUCUACCUCUUCAACCCGGCCACCAGGGACGCCAUCACGCUGCCAGACAGCGAGCGCAACGAGCGGAACGGCGCGAGAGGCUGCCACUGCGCAGGCCUCGGCCGAGAUCCACGCACCGGCAAGUACAAGGUCGUCCAGGCCUUCUUUCUGGCUAUCUACGCUGGCUUCCUCACAAACGUCCACCUCGUGGGGAUGGAGGUGCUCACCGUCGGCGGCGACGGCGUAUGGAGAGAGACGAUGACACGGCCGCCGUACCCAGUGUGGAACUGGCAAACGGGCAUCCACAUCAAAGGGUUCAUGUACUGGCGCAUCGAUGAUUAUCACAACGAGGGUCCAGUGCCGCGGGGUCUCCUCCGGCUGAGCCUGGCGGAUGAGAAGUUCAGCGUCACUGGAUUGCCAGAGUCGCUGGACCCUGCGCUUCACUACAGCUUCUCACUGUAGGAGCUGCACGGCCAGGAGCUGUGCCUGACGGCCUGCACCGGAGACGAGUCCGUGACCAUCUGGACGAUGAAGGUGGACGACGAUGGGGGCCAGGGCCGAUGGGAGCAGCGCUACAACAUCCGUUCCCGGGACCUCUGCCACCCGAUGGCUCUCGUCGCCGGCGGGAGCCGUCUUCUGCUGUGGCGUGGCCGCGUCAUCUACAGCCAUGAUUUGGCAAAGCCUGAGGCCGAGCUGAGCACCGUGUGCAGGCUGGAUCGAAUCAGGUAUCAGGGCCGUCGGGCAAGGAAAUGGAAGAACCUCUGCAUUUUCAACGUCACGCCGUAUACAGAGAGCCUCGUCCGCCCGCGCUUCAGUGACAGGAGCAGAGGAGGCUUCGCGUGCAGGAGUCCCCGCUUCUUCUUAGAUCUGUUCACUAGGCAGCUCCCUUUGACGCAGCAGGAGAAGCUUGACUUGUGACUUUGUGUGGUACUUAUCAAUAAAAGAGUAAUGCAACCGUGCUUUAUACAAUGUAAUGUUCAUUUGUUUGGAGGUUGUGAUUUUA